Messenger RNA from Peromyscus leucopus (white-footed mouse), 3758 nucleotides. RefSeq names its product pyruvate dehydrogenase kinase 1 (gene Pdk1). Lineage: Eukaryota; Metazoa; Chordata; Mammalia; Rodentia; Cricetidae. Gene Ontology annotation, biological process: protein phosphorylation; regulation of glucose metabolic process. Gene Ontology annotation, molecular function: pyruvate dehydrogenase (acetyl-transferring) kinase activity. The record is from RefSeq and is a predicted model, not a curated record. Gene Ontology annotation, cellular component: mitochondrion. The transcript has 11 exons. Bases 84 to 1388 code for a protein of 434 amino acids.
UCCCGCACGUAGCGCCCUGGCCGCGGCACAGAGUGGCAGACUGGCGCCCGGGGCUCCAUCCGGCUCCUCCGGCGGGGCUCGGGAUGAGGCUGGCGAGGCUGCUCCAAGGCGGCCGGGGCGUCAGGCCGCGCUGCGCGGUCCCCGGUGCUAGUCGCAGUCUGGCCUCCGGCUCGGCCUCGGGCUCCGGGCCGGAGUCCGAGCGCGGCGUUCCGGGCCAGGUGGACUUCUACGCGCGCUUCUCGCCGUCGCCGCUCUCCAUGAAGCAGUUCCUGGACUUCGGAUCAGUAAAUGCUUGUGAAAAGACCUCAUUUAUGUUUCUGCGACAAGAGCUGCCUGUUAGAUUGGCAAAUAUAAUGAAAGAAAUAAGCCUCCUUCCAGACAAUCUUCUCAGGACCCCGUCCGUACAGUUGGUACAAAGUUGGUAUAUCCAGAGUCUUCAGGAGCUGCUUGAUUUUAAGGACAAAAGUGCUGAAGAUGCUAAAACUAUUUAUGAAUUCACAGACACAGUGAUAAGGAUCAGAAACCGGCACAAUGAUGUUAUUCCAACCAUGGCCCAGGGUGUGACCGAAUACAAGGAGAGCUUCGGGGUGGAUCCUGUCACCAGUCAAAAUGUCCAGUACUUUUUGGAUCGAUUCUACAUGAGUCGCAUUUCAAUUAGAAUGUUACUCAACCAGCACUCUUUAUUGUUUGGUGGAAAAGGAAGCCCAUCUCAUCGAAAACACAUUGGAAGCAUAAAUCCAAACUGUGAUGUAGUCGAAGUUAUUAAAGAUGGCUAUGAAAAUGCUAGGCGGCUUUGUGAUUUGUAUUAUGUUAACUCUCCUGAACUAGAACUUGAAGAACUAAAUGCGAUUUCACCAGGACAGACAAUACAAGUGGUUUAUGUACCAUCCCAUCUCUAUCACAUGGUGUUUGAACUGUUCAAGAAUGCAAUGAGAGCAACCAUGGAGCACCAUGCUGACAAAGGUGUCUAUCCCCCAAUUCAAGUUCAUGUCACUCUGGGGGAGGAGGAUUUGACUGUGAAGAUAAGUGACCGAGGAGGUGGUGUUCCACUGAGGAAGAUUGACAGACUCUUCAACUACAUGUACUCCACUGCACCCCGGCCUCGUGUUGAGACGUCCCGCGCAGUGCCCCUGGCUGGUUUUGGUUAUGGAUUGCCCAUAUCACGCCUCUACGCACAGUACUUCCAGGGAGACCUAAAGCUGUAUUCCUUGGAGGGCUACGGGACUGAUGCCGUUAUCUAUAUUAAGGCUCUGUCAACAGAAUCCAUCGAGAGACUCCCUGUGUAUAACAAAGCUGCCUGGAAGCAUUACAGAACCAACCAUGAGGCUGAUGACUGGUGUGUCCCCAGCAGAGAACCGAAAGACAUGACCACAUUCCGAAGCUCCUAGAUGCACAUGGGAUGCCUGGACAGUCCAAGUGUGGCUUUUGCUAAGUUUGGAAAAGAUGUGUUAGGAGCCACAUUGUACCAAAUAUGUCACGUGUGAUUUCACAAUUGUGUUUGCCAAAGCUCCUAAAGGAUCAAUUAUACCAACUUUAUUCUGUAUGUUUGAUUAAUUGGACAUACUUUUAAACACUCAUCAUUUUGGUCAAUUCCCCUAUGUGUGGUAGACUUAUGGAGUGUGAAGUCUCUGGGUUUCUGUAGGAAGUUGAGGGUUGUUUUUUUUUUUUUUUUAAGUUUUCAUUUAUUUCUGCUAAAAACAUCUAAAGAAAGCAGAGUAGCUGGUUAGUGGCCUGCUUUUGGAGUUCUGUCAUCUGUUAGUAGUAAUGCCUCAUCAGAUGGUUUUCUUGUCUCCCACAAAAGGAGAACACAGUGGUACCAGUAGGGCCUUUCAGCAUCUACAUGCAUUGUCUGCUGAAAUUACUUGAUAUGGCAUAAUUUUAUUGCAGUGCAUUAGUGAUGAUGGUUCCCCACAGAGCUAAGUCCAGACCAUGUACACUGUGCUCAGGAUCAAUGCAAGGGAUUUUCUUUAGAAAUAAUGUCUCACUGUGUCGCCCUAGCUGGCCUUGAACACAAUGCCCUUCCUUAGCUUCCUGAGUGCUGCCUCAGAAGGGUGUGUCUGGCUGAUGAGAGAAAUGUUUAUUCUCAAACAGGCAAAGGAGCAUCAGAGAGUAAACCAGGGGGAAAGGGCCAAGUGCCCCCGACUGAGCCAUUGAUUUGAGAUUGUCUGACGGAGCUUUGGAAAGACUGAGUUUCUCUGGGUCUGCUCCCGGCAUCCAGAGGCUGAAGGCUGGAGAUGAGUUUCUCAAACUAGGCAAGGCUCAUGACUGGCCUGGCUGAAACCACACUUCAGAGUGAAUCGGGACACCACUGCUGUUGGCAAAGUGACAGAUUGGAUUGGUAGCCUUUGGUUCCCCCGUUUCCAGGUCAGAUUGCUAGACUUUAGGGGAUGUAAUCUGAAUCUCAGGCCUGGUACAAUUGAAAGCGGAAUCAGGAACAGGGAGACUAGGAUGAUUUUAGUCACCUUGGUUUUAGUGGUGACUCUAAGGACAUGUAUUUUUCUAAAAAUACUCAGAUUUUUUUUUUUUUUAAUCAGAAAAGUCAUCUUAGAUUGAUUACAAAAAUGCUUUGUAUCUGUAUGGUAAUUUAAAGUUUGCAAAUGCUUUGAAGUAUUAGGACGUUAUUUGUGUCAAAACACAGCGCUGUGGAGCAGCCUGUGACAGCUUGGUUCUCACUCAGAGCGAGCCAGAGUCACACAGAAUUGGAGCCACAGCCUGAGCGAUCCUUCCCUUCUGACCACUGUCAUCUGUCAGGGACGUUCUUACUGCAUCUAUUAGUGAUGAAGAAAUACUUUAAAAAGGUAUUUGAAAGUGUGCUUUGCCACUUACCUGGAGGGACUUGGGGGUUUGGUUUGGAAAAUGCUAUGAGUUAAAACAUCUUGCUCUUGACAGGAUUCAUCAAACUUCACCAUGUCCCAUAAAUAUAUACAUAUUUAAUACAAAAGCCAAAUCAUGUAACAUGGCACAAAAUAGAAUUUUUGUACCAAACAAUAGAAACAUGUAGAUUGAGAAUGCUCCAGGGUGGUCAGUCCAGGAUCCUCAGGUGAGAGGUGAGGGAGCUGAAACUCAGGUCUUACUGGCUCAGAAAUUUUUAGCUAACACGACCAAAUGUUGGAAAAGACACACCUUAUACCUGCUGUUCCUAAUUGAGGACUUUGUAAGAAAUAAUAGACUAUGCUCAUGAGUGACAUUUACUCCAUGUAUUACACUUAUUAGCUUUAAAUUGCAUAUUCUUGCAAUGAUGAAAUAUUUUGGAAUCUUUUGUACAACUGUCAAUAAAUGUACUAUUUUUACUUGUGAAAUACUUUUCCCUCUCCAAGAAAUUAAAAAGCCCCCCCCCAUUUAAGAGCUAAAAAAUGUUUUCAGACAAGAAGUAAAAUGAUUUUACUUUAGUCUCUUUUUAAGGUGUGCCACCUUUUUGCUUUGUUAUCAUGAUUAUGGAUGGAAAAUUGUGUGUGAAAAUGUUCUGGGGCGGGCCUUUUUCAGAGUUACUUUUAAAGAUACCUAAAAGGUUUAUAGGUUCUUAAGGUGAGCUGUUUUGUCCUCCAGCAUUGAUUUUAUGUGGUGUAGGUAUAAAAAUAGAUUGAUGCUUGGGGAGUGGAUAGCAAAUGAUUUUUAUAACCUGGGCAGUUAAUGAGUAUGCCAGUGCAUUGUAGGAAAGGGACUGUAAGGAUAUUCCACACUGAAGUUGAAAAGCUCGUUGGUUUUGAUGCCUUUACACUUAAUAGUGGUCAGUGUCUUCCUCUGUGAAGUUCCUGUAU